Messenger RNA from Lasiodiplodia theobromae, 870 nucleotides. RefSeq names its product Heat shock protein. Gene Ontology annotation, biological process: protein folding; response to heat; response to hydrogen peroxide. The transcript has a single exon. The record is from RefSeq and is a predicted model, not a curated record. The coding region runs from base 1 to 870 and encodes 289 amino acids. NCBI's taxonomy places the organism in Eukaryota, Fungi, Ascomycota, Dothideomycetes, Botryosphaeriales, Botryosphaeriaceae.
AUGGCGCGCCUCUCCUCCCACCACCACCGCGGCAGCACCGCCACCCCUAGCCCCACCGCCUGCGCCACCGCGACGCAGAACCACAAACAGCAAGCCGCAAAGGGAGGAAACCUCAUCUCGCCGCAACAAGCCCAACAGGCCGCGCAGCUGCGCCGCAGCCUCGUCGCAGCGAUGCUCAAGGACAUCGGCAUACACCAGCAGAAGCAGCAGCAGCAGCAGCAGCAGCCGAAGACGACGACGGCGACGAAGACGUCGCCCACGCCGCAGCCGUACGGCGCGCAGGCCAUCGCGAUCCAGCAGCGGCUGCGCAGCCGGCGCCGCGACGCGCUGGCGCCCGACUUCGACGUGCGCGAGACGGAGAGCGCCUUCUACCUCGAGGGCGAGCUGCCCGGCGUCGCCGACCGCGGUGCCGUGCGCCUCGACUGGAUCGACCGCCGCACCCUGUCCAUCGACGCCAAGAUCGAAAAGGUCGACCUCGAGGCCGAAUGGGGCCUGCUGCGGCCCAUUCGCGUUGGCAACAAGCCGAGGAGGCCGAGCGUGUCGGCGUCGACGAGCGGGAGCAGCACGUGCAGUGAAGACAACAUGGUCGUGGACGAACAGCAGCAACAGCAGCAGCAGGAGCAGCAGGACGAAGACGUGAAGAUGGCGUCGCUUGAGGCGCAGCCGUCGAAGCCUCUCGUCCGCGAGUGGCUGAGCGAGCGCCGCGUCGGCCACUACCAACGCACCUUCACCUUCCCAACCGACGUCGAUGCGUCCGCCAUCAGGGCCAGGCUGGGCCAGGGCUUGCUCAGAGUGUUGGUCCCCAAGGUCGUCCGGACCGGUGCACGGUCUAAGCAGGUCGACAUUGAGGACUGCGAGGGAGAAACAUGA